UUUGCUACUCUAUGCUAAAAAGGGGUCAUUUCGUGUCUCGGUCAGGCACGUUGAUCUCUUGUAAAAUUAGGUUACUUUUUUUUAAACUUAUAUUUCAAAGAUUCGAAAAGUUUUCAUUAUUUGACUUGGCAACUUGACUGCUGAUAUUGGUUCGGUUGACUUGUUGCAAUAAUCGGUCAACCAUGACUAAUAUCUCAAAGCGUAGAAAAUCAUCUGCAAAGUUGAAGACUAUGGGCGAUCACGACGAGUUCCUUAGUCGAAUAACGAAAUCACUUUACUAUUCGAAAUUGCCAAUGACCGACUGCCUCAGCCUCCCUGUGACAGAAUUAGCUGCCGAACUUUUCACGGAAGUGAAAAGUGGUCAGACACUGGAACGCCUCGACGUUGAGGAAGCAAGCCGCAUAUCUCGGAAUGCUUGUGUCUCUCCUUGUUCUCUUGUCUUGGCACUGCUCUACUUGGAACGUCUCAAAGAUUGCAAUCCAGAGUACUUGCAACGUGUGGCCCCAUCUGAAUUAUUCCUUGUUUCUCUGAUGGUUGCCAGUAAAUUUUUACACGAUGACGGGGAAGAGGAUGAAGUGUUCAACACAGAAUGGGCAGAGUCAGCAGGCUUAACAUUAUCUGAAAUAAAUAGUUUGGAAAUGGAUUUUCUUGUCGCAAUUGAUUGGACUAUAUUCGUUUGCAACAACGAUUUCUGGGACCGUUUACAGAGAUUAGAGAGAGACAUAGCUUACAAAGAAGGUCAGAAGAGAGGUUGGUUCUCCUAUACAGACCUUAAUUUUCUCAUGGACUCGACACAGCUGAUGGCAGUGAUUCAGACAGUGAUGAGUGUGUCUUCCAUCUGCCUUGCAACUUACGCUGCAGGGAUAGCAACGCUUUUGGGAUCAGCCUUAGUAGCGAGUCAGAUACCAGGAACGUCUCUGACACCUAGACAACCGGUCGUUUCGUCUAAAAAUACAUUAGAGACAAGCCAACUUCUCGUACCUGAUCCUGGACCCAUUCCAGACGACAUAUCGUCAGUCAAUGUUCUCACGAGCGAAUUUGUAAUAGAUUCUUUGAGCUGCAAUCGGUCCUAUUUAAAUUUUGAGCAAACUGAAAAUAGAAACAGAACGAGCAACGAUAUCGCAGGGUGGGAAUGGUGGCUGAGCUCGCUCAUGACUUGGCUCCCCGAUUACUCAGGUUUAAAGUCAAAGUUAAGUCCAAUCGGCGAGCAAAACAUGGAGGAGCAGACCAGGAAUUUCGUGACAAACACAAAAUCAGUAUUCGAUAUCGGCUCACAUCCUCAAACCAAUCGCCACCAAGUGACUGAAAUUAACUGGAAGGAAACGUUGAGUCUAGAUUUGGAAUUUGAAUUGCAAGAUUGGAGACGUUACGCGGGAUACAUCGCUAAAGUAACACUCGGUCACAGACACUGAUAAGGAGUAUAAUGACUGACGAUUUGUCUACCCAAUCGAAACGGCGAAGAUUUAGUCCAUCGAUAUCUUUAUUAAUUAAUAUAUAGUAGAAAAUUUGUCAAAUAUAUUUUUUGUACUAACUCCUUAACGUGUAAACCUUAGUAUUUCACUGCUAAUCAUCAACAGAGUAAUUUUAUACAAUAAAAUUAACCAUAUCCACGCCGUUA
This is a messenger RNA of Neodiprion virginianus, 1618 nucleotides long. Its product is annotated as protein CNPPD1. The transcript is spliced from 5 exons. Gene Ontology annotation, cellular component: nucleus; cyclin-dependent protein kinase holoenzyme complex. Gene Ontology annotation, molecular function: protein kinase binding; cyclin-dependent protein serine/threonine kinase regulator activity. Lineage: Eukaryota; Metazoa; Arthropoda; Insecta; Hymenoptera; Diprionidae. Bases 183 to 1412 code for a protein of 409 amino acids. Gene Ontology annotation, biological process: regulation of cyclin-dependent protein serine/threonine kinase activity. The record is from RefSeq and is a predicted model, not a curated record.